Lymnaea stagnalis (great pond snail) is the source of this 23694-nucleotide messenger RNA. Lineage: Eukaryota; Metazoa; Mollusca; Gastropoda; Lymnaeidae. The record is from the annotation of a GenBank genome assembly.
UUUAAGCCAGCCAGGGUUUGGUCUGAUAGCCAGUCGCUCUGUGAAGCGCUCUGCCUUGCCUUCUUUGAGUCUAGUGGUACUAACUUUAGGAAAUGUGUUAAAAUUCUUUUUGGAAAUUUAUUUGAUUUUUGUGGUACAUGAUCUCCUACUCUGAAUGUAAGCUCUAUUGAAUUUCUCUGUAUUAAACGUCAUAUUAUAUAUAAAAAAUAUGUAUAUAAAUAUUACAAAUUAAUGAAUUCAGAUGCCUUUAUAGAUGUAUUAAUUUAAAUUAUUCAUUUGGAAAUAAAAGAUCAAAUAUUAUUUUAUGAUUUUAAUUUAACAUCUUUUCUUCGCGUAUUUUACAGUUCUGCAGUCGAACGCAAUAUUUAAGGUUAAUUUGUGUACGAGGUUAAAUUUAUAACGACGUUUACAUUUCUUCUUUUUAAAAUACUUUGAAACUGUAUAAUAGUUUUAGUUAUUACCUAGCCUGGCCUAUCCUGCAAGGAAGUUUUACUGCUGCACACUCUCCUUCAACUACUCGGGCAGAAAGUGAAGGGUUAGAUUAUCUACGCUUAGAACAUAAAUGUAAUAAAAAUACACAGUUUACGCCAUUAGUAUCAACAAAUAUAAAAAUAGCAACAACGUGUAUUUCACCUUACUGAGAAUUCUGUGAAUUUGACAAACUUGUCGCUUUUAUGGAAUGAAAUGAAAGCAGGGCAAUGAAAAAAUAAAAGCAGACACACACACACAAAUAAACAGGAGCACUAAAAAACCGAAACUAGUAUCCAAAUGCUUUAUUUGUAUUGUUUAUUCCAGCUUGAUGAUAUAACUAAUGCAACGAAGAACUCCUGGACUCUGACACACAAAUCGGAAGGGUAAUAACAAACCCAACCAUCAGCUAAACAGCUAUAGAGAAAACAUAAUUGAAAGCCACCUUGUGAAGUUCAAAGAAGGCUUGGUAAGACUGACAGCACAGUUCAAUUCACUCUGAAAUUUAGCCAAAAACAAUUUCGAAUUUAAAGAAAUAUAUAUUUUUUUGCAAGAGUAAAUCUACCAAGAAAUUAUUAAAAUUAUCCAGCUUUAUCUUAGCCACGCCUUUCCUGGAUACAGCAAGUUAAAUAUGGGAAAUUGUUUGGAAAUGUACAAAGUGACCCUCAGGAACGCCCCAGGGAUAUACGGUCCCACGGUGGAUGAGAAGAAGCCGUAUCCCAUCCUCGCACACUAUCCUGACAGGAAACCCAUGGGCUUGCGGGAAGGACUGGCCAGAAAGAGGCUGUGUGACGAUAUCAGGCCGCCAUCAGAAACCCAGCUAAAGGCCCUAGAGGUCAGGUAUUGUUUACACUACGCAUGUUCCAUUUUAAUUUUUUGACAUCCUGAGCUUUAGUAACAAAAGUAUAUUGCAAAAAAUGAAGUAGGAAAAAAACUACAGUGGAAACCCUCUAUAACACGUAUUCCUUUUAAUGCGGUCAUGGCAUGGCUCCAGAAUGUUCAUGUCGUUAUUCGAUUUCUUUCUCCCAAAGUACGUGAUAAAGAUUACAAAAAUAUAUAUUCUCAUACGAUCAUUAAAUCCACUUUUUAAACAUUACAUCGCUUAUUUUCCUACAUUGAAAGAAUACCAGUGCCAUUCCCUAAGGCAUACUUUGAAAAAAUCCACAAUAACACGACCUGGCUUUUAACGCAAUCCGAUAUCAUGGGACCCAAUUGUAGCGUUAUUGCUGUUUCAUUGUGUUGUUGGACGUUAUUAUACACAGGGUUAACAUGGGCCCCAGUUUGACCAGGAGCGUGUCGGUUAAGCAACCUUGUUUAAGCAAACUCCCCAAAAUUUGCGACUCUCUCUAACCUUCUAGAACUUUCGUAAAAAAAAACACAAAGUGGUCCCCCCCCCCCCUUUCCCCCCCCAGGGAUUGAUUGCCCCCAUUCUUCACCAGUCCCGCACCUGGGGNGGUGGGGUUGUUUUUUUUUUAUUUUUUUUUUUUUUUUUUUUUUGGGGGGGGGGGGGGUUCUUCCAAACUCCUCUACUUCACAUUUUUAAAGAUAUAUGUAAAUUUCGAUCAUUUAUUUCUCUGUGUUAGUAUAAACUGAAUAAAAGACCCAUAACGUUCGUUACUUCAUUCAUUGGCGAUGCUCUCCUCAACAUCAACCGUUUCACUAAACUUUUUCCCUAUGGAAUUACGCUAUUUAAUAUAUUUUGUGUCUGGAUUUUAUGGCAAUAUGCUCACUCAGGACUAAACGUAAGUGCAUAGAAAUACAAUGUUUAUGUACAAAUGUUAAAUCAUCACAUAAAUAUACUUAAAGUAGAGGAAGAUGCUCACAUAUCUCGAUGUUAUGUUGUGUCACUCUUGGCAGUAGAUAAAUGACAAGAUAUGAUGAUCCUAUAACAUUGUGGCCUGCCAGUGAGCGUAGGAGCUAUCAGACGUAGUUUUUAGGUUAUUGUAAUUGAUAGUUUGCAUCCACCCACCCCUUUAUUUCCCUUCCAUUCUUCAACCCUAAAGAUAUCUAAACAUUUUGAAUUCUAUAAUUAUUUAAUUCAGGAAAGUUUACGCAAUCUAGAUGGCAUGAACAGCCCAUCUGGCCUUGGGACGACCACCACCGUCGUGUUUUCAGUCAACAAUCACGUGGGUCACCUUGCAAGUGCCCUGAAGAUAUUCCAGGUGAGGAAUUUAAACACAGGAGACACGAGAGGCAGUAAAACUAAAGUCGAUUUUUAUCAAACCUCUCACAUUUUUAUUCUAUUUAUUACAAGAGCAAUAAAUAAACAAAAUAAUACCUAUUUAUCAAUGUAAUAUGUAAAUUCUUGAAAUUUGGGUCAUUAGCAAUGAAAUAUGUGUGUCAUGCAACACGUAUAUCAUGCAACACGUAUGUCAUGCAACACGUAUGUCAUGCAAAACGUGUGUCAUGCAAUAAGUGUGUCAUGCAAUACGUAUGUCAUGCAAUACAUGUGUCAUGAAAUACGUGUGUCAUGCAGUAAGUGUGUCAUGGAAUACGUAUGUCAUGCAAUACAUGUGUCAUGAAAUACGUGUGUCAUGCAGUAAGUGUGUCAUGGAAUACGUGACGUGUGUUAUAAGCUCAUACUAGGGAAAGAAAAAAUUAGUAACGCCAUUUCAAACGUGUCAUUCAGGAAAACAAAAUAAAUGUGGUGCACAUCGAGUCGAGAAAGUCAAGGAGAGCGGAUGCACUUUACGACAUCUAUGUGGACGUGGAAACUGACCACAUACGACUUGAGGAGCUGGUCAACAGGCUCAAGAGGGAGGUGGCCAGUAUAACAUUCAAUGAGCUCAACAUCUCAAUGACGCCCCCAGCAUUUACAAAGAAAGGUAAAGAUAUUACCAUUUACAACGAAAGUGUAAAUACUUUACCAUUUACACAUGGCGAAAAGAAAAGUACGCUAUUUAAAAUCAAUUAUGAACAUUUAAAACAUGAGAGAAAACUAUGCAUUUUAAAUAGAUCCAAAAUAUCCCUACUUUUUAAAAGUAGAUCUGUAGACGGUGGCGUGGGAAGAGGGUGGUAACAGGGAAAGUCCUGCCUGUAGGGACUUUCCUUUGAUUUUUUGAAGGAAUGAUAUUUUCAGCCAACUCUAAAGCAUUUUUUUCCGUUGAAGGGGGCGGCAAAAAUCUUUGCCUGCCCCGAUCGACACUAAUCCUUGGUACGCCACUGUUCGAACAUCUAUUGUGAUAAAUGCAGUUACAAAAAAACAAAAAAAAAAACAAAAACAAAAACAAACUCGCUUAGGUUUAUAAACAGCAUAUAAUACAUUUUUUCCCCUCAUUUUGCACAUGAAUUUUUAAAGAACGCUCCAAGUGAGAAGCAUCGAUUAGAUACAUUCAUUCAUCUCUUAGCUUUACUAACAUCACCAUCUCUUAAUUGUUGUUUUACAGCAUGCAUGGAAUUGGUUCCCUGGUUUCCCCGUAAGGUCACCGACCUUGACCAGUGUGCUAGCCACGUUCUCAUGUAUGGGUCAGAGCUGGACGCUGACCAUCCGGUAAGCAGUGCUAAAGAAUAUAUUUAAAAAAAACCCGCAAUAGUUAUAUGAUCAAUAACGAACAAUAUUACUUGGGGCUUGUCAAUGAACUCUAAGAUGAACAAAACUCGUGGACCUCAAUCAAUCUGAUCAUAUGACAUUAUUCAGCAUAUAUAAUUAAAAGGGGUUUCUAUUGCUCAUAAAUAAAAUAAACCCAAAUUACAAAGUUUUUGGUGUAACUCCUUUAUCUACAUUUUUAUUAUUUUAUUUUUUAUUAAUAUUCUAAUGUCCCACCCGGUUUUAUAACGUAGAUUUAUUUCACAAACUAUUUCAGAAAAACAAAAGUAAAUAUUACGCACUUGCGAUAUAUUUUUUUAAAGAACAUCUUUUAACGCACUCUUGGGAGAAUUUUAUCUCGUGAAAUUAGUGUACAUUCCUUUCAUCUUCCCCUUGAAAAUCAGGAAAAAACUGGUUUUUGGGGUAUGGGGCUUAAACUUUAAAGGAUGUGUUGUCGUCGGCAAUGAGUCCAUGAGCCAAGUUUCAGCUCGAUAGGUUGACGGGGAAGAGGGUCAAUUAACCGACUGAAGAGUUUGACACCCGGCCAGAAAGAAACACACGAACAAAAGGGAUGUUAAUAUAAAGGAUUUAAAAAUAGCCCAGCGAAUGAUAUUAACUGUUUAGCGUUUGUCAUUCUUUUGAAAAAAAAAUCAUAAGUUUAUCUGUUUAAGACAAUGUUUCCCAGCGUCGAGCCCACAGGGGGGCAAUUGCAUUGUCAAGGGGAGCAAUUUGAAAAUGCGCUGUCUAGAAUUUGAAAAGGAGCCGUCUUGAGGCGCAUUUGAAGGCCAAACAUAGUGGUCAUAUUAUUUCAGAUUUAAAUUACUGCCAAACGUUAAAAAGAAAUUUUGAAAAAAAAAGAACAUCCUUAAAUUUUCUGUUUACUGCUCAUACUGCCAUUGUCAAUCGUACUCUUGAGGCUAGUUAUGAAAUUUCUUUACUCAUAGCUAAACCUUGGAAAAUGAAACUAUAGGAGAGGGUUUGAUCAAACCAUCAAUAUCAGCCAUUCCUGAAAAGGUUCUGGAAAACGAUGACAAAAACUUGAAAGCUUUGCCACCCAGUAACAAUACUGUUAGCAACAAAAAAUAAAACAUGAAGAUUUUGAAAUACAACUCGUUUAAAAGCUGAAAGAAUGCUCAUUACAAAUUGAUGAAUCAACUUUGAGAGACAGUGGGGCCGUACUGAUAACUUGCUUAAGAUAUAUUGAUAUAGGAGAUUUUGCUGAAGAAAUGUUCUGUAAACCAUUAGAAAGCACCGCUACUUCCAAAGAGAUAAAUAUAUAGAUAUAAUGAGCUAAAAAAUUAUACUUAGAUGUCAAUAAUAUACCAAUAAAAAAUAUGACAUCUUGUGCUACAGAUGGUGCUUCUAAUACGAUGGGAAAGGAAAAUGGCUGCUUAAAAUUCAUAAGGAUGAGAAUCAAGAAAUGCUUUUCGCACAAUGUGCUAUGCAUAGGGAAAACUUGGUAGCUAAAAAUAUUUCGCCUGUUCUUAAUGAAGUACUAAAAUCCGCUCUAAACUGUAUCCAUGCUACUUAAGCAAAUGCCAAAUGUGAACGUCUCAUGCAGACCAUGUGAGACUUUGACUUCACAAUGAAGUAAGGUGGCCCUCGAAAGGGAAACUGCUUGAAAAGAUUUAUGGAACUAUUGGAUACUCUUGGUGACUUUUUAAGUGAGAAACCUGAAAUGAAAUAUCUGUUAACAGUUGAUAGUAAAGCAUUUUUGAGUUAUUUAGACGAUGUCGUUGAAAACUAAAUAUAAUUUCAUAAUCAGCUUCAGGGAGCAAAUAAGACUCUUGUCGAUGCAAAAACAAAAAUAAUUAUUUUCGUUAUCUUCAUUGAAUUUUGUCAGAAAUAAAUUUGCAACAAAAAUUUUGGAAAGUUUUAUUUGCUAAAUUCAAAAUGUCUGCUACCGCUAUACUUGAAAUUUUGUAUCAUCUAAAAGCUGAUUUAGAAUAAAGGUUUUGUGAUUUGAAACAAAUUGAUUUCCCAACUUGGAUGAUACAGCCAAUGUUAAUGGAUUUUUCUGAUAUUUGAAUAUGCAGUAUCAAGAAGAACUCGCAGAAAUGCGAAAUGAUGAGUCUGUUUCAACUUUAUUUAAUAUUAAAGGAGCCGUGGCAUGGCUUUGUAGGUGAAUGGAACAGGCCAAAUUCAAACAAAUGUGCACGACAGCUAUUGUUACCGUUUCUCUGGGCAUGCAAGGAUCACGCGCAAGUUUCUCACUAAAAGUUUCUCACUAAAUUAGUCAUCUCACACUGUAUUUGUGAUCUCUCAUUGUAUUUUAAAAUGAUAAAAUAAAUAAUAAUAAAUGAAAUAAUAAAUAAUUGAAAUAUUUUAGAAACAUUAUUUAGUACUUGAAUACAGUUCCCCAUUAUAUAUUUUGAAAAUUUACUUACUAUUUUGGAUGACAUGUCACUCAUGAUAUUUCAAAACAAACAAGCACCAGAUUUUCGGAAUCCUAUAUAUAAACUAAGUGCAGUCAUUUUAAGCUUUUAAUUUUCAAAGUUAAUAUUACUUUUGUGAUAAUGGUGAAAAACACAAGGUUUAAAAAAAAAAAAAAAACUAACACCAGCGAUGCUUAAAAAAACGUGCUCAGCAAUUAUCUACGAUGAGAGACUGGCAUUUGCCAUGGUAAUUGUUUUGUAAUAUUUAUUGUUCAAGUCUCUUUCCCUUUAACCAUUUGCCAAUCAUAUCCUCCAGUGAUUAAAAACCUUGGUUUAUCAACUAUAAAUACAAAGUAUGGAUUUAUUUUUCUUUCUCAUAUUAUGUAUAGAUAUUUACAAGUUUAUUUUUCUAAAUUUUCCCAGGGGUUUAAGGAUACAGUCUACCGACAGAGAAGGAAAAUAUUUACUGACCUGGCCAUGAAAUAUGCGCAGUAAGUUUGUAUUGUUAAGGGGUCCAUAUAUAUGGACAGAUCGGGGUCAAAUCUUGUCAUGAUAUCAAUAUUUCCUCUUGUGGCGUGAAGGUAUUUGUUUGCAUACGACAUGUUCGUACACCUGUUACUUAAUUUACUCCUUACUUAAAUCCUUACUUCACUCCUUACUUUACUCAUUACUUCACUCUUUACUUCACUCAUUACGUAUAUCCGUACUUUAUUCCUGACUUAAGAGCUUAGUUUGAUUUCAAAAUUACAGUAUAAGCCACUACUUGUUUACUCAGUAAAUAAUAUAAUUGUUCCCUUUACUUGAAAGUUCUAAAAUUGAUUUAAUUAUUUUCAAUCGAUUUUCUCAUUAGGUUAGAUUUUUUUUUUUACAUGUGUGUAUUUAUGAUCAAGUCGAUAAUGUUCGUAAAUUUUUAAAACGCAGAUCCUAAAUUAGAACUCUUUUCAUUUUCCAACAAUAACAUGCAUGUCCAAUAAUUGGUUUACAACAUGCACAUGUAAUCAUGUAGCUUACCUUACAACAACCUGUACCAUCCAAAAUUGACAUAAGGCGGCCGGGUAACCUAUCUACGUCGCCGUGGCCGCCAUUGAACAAAAGCUGUCUGCAUUCAUACAAUACGCAGUAAAAAUAGCAACAAUCGUUUUUUAAAAAUUAGAAACAAAACAAAAAUGCGCCGUUAAAUUAAGAUGAUAAUUUUUAGAAAUUGUAUAGAGCUCUCAUAUUCCACAAAAAUUAAUUUUACAAAAAUGACAUGCAUUGAUCGGACCGAAUGAUUCACACAGCAGACGUCAUAUUUGACUGACUAAUGUUGUCCAGUCCCAUUCAAAGAAAAAAAAAAUCUGGAUGCACCAUCAGUGGUGGACCGAAGUGGUCCAUUGGCCAAUGACUAAAAUCAAAGCAGCCCUAUCUGACGUAAUUUGCCUUGGGGUGGGGGAUCGGGAGACAGAUAACCUUGUUACCAUGAUGAAGAUAAUCUUGUGACAAAAACACAGAUAACAUUGUUACAAUGACGCAGGUAACCUUGUGGCAAUAAGACUGUCAUAAAACAAACGAUAAAAUGAACAUCUAAGUGACAUCCAUCUGUCACUAUGUGACAAUCGUGUGGACUUCCCAGGACGAAAUCUCCUGCAAAUUACCUGUCUCCACGUAUCUGAUAAACCAGUGCCGUCCACAUUGUGUGUAAACGAUACAGCUUGCCCCAAAUCGUGGAGCAGGAGCUGCCAAAAUUUUCUUUUAAGCUAGUUUCCUACCGCCUGCGGGAAUUCAUCUCAGGUUUUUUUUUUUUUAACCCUGCGACACUAUUUAUCUAAACAUAUCUUGCCUCACUAUUUAUCUAAACAUAUCUUGCGACACUAUUUAUCUAAACAUAUCUUGCGACACUAUUUAUCUAAACAUAUCUUGCGACACUAUUUAUCUAAACAUAUCUUGCGACACUAUUUAUCUAAACAUAUCUUGCCUCACUAUUUAUCUAAACAUAUCUUGAGCCACUAUUUAUCUAAACAUAUCUUGCCACACUAUUUAUCUUAACAUUGCUUGUGACACUAUUUAUCUAAACAUAUCUUGAGCCACUAUUUAUCUAAACAUAUCUUGCCUCACUAUUUAUCUAAACAUAUCUUGCGACACAAUUUAUCUAAACAUAUCUUGCCUCACUAUUUAUCUAAACAUAUCUUGCGACACUAUUUAUCUAAACAUAUCUUGAGCCACUAUUUAUCUAAACAUAUCUUGCCUCACUAUUUAUCUAAACAUAUCUUGCGACACAAUUUAUCUAAACAUAUCUUGCCACACAAUUUAUCUUAACAUUGCUUGUGACACUAUUUAUCUAAACAUAUUUUGUGACACCAUUUAGCUAAACGUAUCGUGUGACACCUUUUAUACAAACAAAUAUUGUAAAACUAUAAAUCUAAACAUAUUUUGUGACACUAUUUGACUAUUUGACUAAAAUGUCUUGUGACACUAUUUCUCUAAACAUUUCUUGUGAAACUAUUUAUUUCUCUAAACAUAUCUUGUGCCACUAUUUACCUAAACAUAUUUUUGACACUAUUUAUCUAAACAUAUCAUGUGCCACUAAUUAUCUGAACAUAUCUAGUGACACUAUUUAUUUCAUUCACACGGUUUGCACGCAGUCCCUCAUAUAAUAUCCCAUCAAUGCUUACGUUACUUGACCUUUAUAAAGCUAUAACUGAAAUAACGGAUUUUGUAAAAAAAAAAGGGUAUAUUUGUUUAUGAUAAAGGAGAAUACCAGUAAGUCAAUGGACACUAUAACACGACAGAGUACCGACCGCUGGGACGACGUUUUGACAAACUAAAGACACAGUGACAGUGAUAGCACUUUGAUCAAUUUUCCCUGCUUGACGGAACUAUGCUGACGAAUGUUUAAAAAAAAAAAAGUAAAAAGAAGUUCAAUAAUUAUAAGUGCGUGAGAGAUAGAGAGAGGGGGAGAGAGAGAGAGCGGGAGAGAGAGAUAAAGAGAGAGAUAAAGAGAUAGAGAUAGAGAGAGACAGAGAGAGAGAGAAAGAGAGAUAGAGAGAGAGCGAACGAAAGAGAGGGGGGCGGAAAAUAUUGGUCUUGUCUAUAUACAAUUGUUCAGAACACUCUUAUUGGCGUUCUGCCAAGAGCUAUAAUAAACUUGUGUUGAGACUUUGCUAAAGAAAAAUUAAGUAAGAACGAAGACGAAUACUUUGAGAUGAUGGAGAACAUUUGCAUUUCCGGGUAGAGACAGCUGUUCAAUUGUUGUGAUAAACCAACCGGCGUCCAUUUGUUAGUGAGCCCGAUGAGGCUGGCCACAGCUACGUCAUAAUUGAGUGGAAAAUGAUCCUCCCACUUCCUGUUCGAAUGUUGCGCCGUGGUACCGGAAGAAUGGAGGAUUGUAAGGUCGAUUGCGCAUGUCAUUAACACGGGGCCAUGUGCAUAUAAUUAACUCCGGUCAACGUGUAGGAAUAAUCUAUGUGGAUGGUCGUCUGUCAGAAUCUGACGUCCUUGAUAGUAGCACAAUCCCUCCGCAGUAAUCUUUUAUAUAUUUGACCACAGUGUUAACAUACAAUUCCAUAUUUAAAUAACAAUUAUCUCAGAGGGGUCAUUACUUGAGAAAACAUAUUGCCAACAAGAAAGUGGUGAUUGCAGGGGCGUAGGAAGGAGGUGGAGAUGGCGGUCGGCCCUGGGAAGCACUGUUUUUCGUUUAAUGAAUGGGUGGCAUUUUUGUCAAAGUGCAACUUUUUAAAUGUGGAAAAGGGUGGGGGAAGGGUUGGGCGGGAAAAAUCUUCACGUGCCUAGGCGGGCCUAUCCAUAGAUACGCCACUGACUGAAUAUAAAAGACAUUUUAUGGACAUUUCUAUAUUGCUUUGGAACACAUAUGUGUAUAAUAUACACGGCCUAAUGAAGGCCCCAGGGAUGAGCACCAGGUAGCCUUCUACAUCCUUAAAGUAGAAAACAUUAAGAAAUUUUUAAAAAUUGAUUAAAUAAUAUGAUUUUGAUAGUAUCAUUGUUAUUAUUAUUAUUAUUACAGUGGCUUUACAUAGCUCGUACCCCAACCUACGGCUGGGCUCACCGCGCUUCACAUAAAAAUAUUGGCAAAAAUAAACAUGCCGUUAAAAAAACUACACAAAUUUAUUCAUUUAAAAACAAUUUUAUUUUAAAAAAAGAGUCACCCCGACCACCCUAGAACUAUUUACCUGACAAGCCGUGGAUUGCAUCCAACAGCAUUUCUUAUCGGCCAGAGGUAGGUGAGCAGCAGUUUAUUUAUCUGUGUUCUAUUCCACAAGAAUGGUACCUUAACAAGAUCCUGCCAUUCUCCAUUACACCACUGUAACUUCAGUCUUUUACAUUAACAUUCGGCAUUAGACUGACAUUGAGAUGUGAUAUCUGACUGACAUUUAAAUGACACGGUCUAGUCUAAUGUCAAGGUCUAAUAUGACGGUCUAAGGGUCAAGGUAUAGCGUAAGGCUUUGAUGUCACGUCUAAAGUUUAGAUGUGACAUUAAUGCCUUACACUAUACCUUGACCCUUAUACCAUGAUAUUAAACUUUGACAUUAGGCUAGAUCGAGUCAUUUAGACCGUGAUAUGAAAACUGCGACAUUAGACCUGGACAUUUAGACUGUGGCACAAUGCGGUGACAUUUACACUGACAUUAGACAAUAAUAUUUAGACUGUGACAUAAGAGUGUGACAUUAAAACUGUGACAUUUAGAGAGUGAUAUUUAGACUAUGUCAUGAAACAGACCAAUCUCCAAUACCUGUACACAUCUUGAAGUCAUGUAGACUUACAAUUUAAAACAGUGUACUUAUUGUCUUGAUGUACCAGCUAGAUAGGCCUGCAACGAAUAAAUAUAAUCUGGAACAGAAACUACGAUCGUGUGUGGCCGGACAAGCCUUAAAUACCCUGCAACCAUAAACUUUGGUGGACUGGGCAAGCACUAAAUAUCCUUUGACAUAAAAUUUGGUGGACUGGGCAAGCACUAAAUACUCUCCAACCAUAAACUUUGGUGGACUGGGCAAGCACUAAAUACUCUCCAACCAUAAACUUUGGUGGAGCGGGCAAGCACUAAAUACUCUCCAACCAUAAAAUUUGGUGGCCUGGGCAAGCACUAAAUACUCUCCAACCAUAAACUUUGGUGGACUGGGCAAGCACUAAAUAUCAUGUGACAUAAAAUUUGGUGGACUGGGCAAGCACUAAAUACCCUCCUGCCAUAAACUUUGGUGGACUGGGCAAGCACUAAAUACUCCCCAACCAUCAACUUUUUUCAUGCAGAAAAUAACCUAAACAAUUUAUUGAUAGAUUAUUAUUUUUAAAAAAAAAUUGUUUGUAUCUAUAACAAAGAAACUAAGCGUCAAGACUUGACAUUCGUGUGUGUUUUAAUGUAUACUUUUACUUUGCUAUGAUUUGCUAACGUCUUCCAGAGCAGUAUGCACUUAUAUCAUGUGCACGGUAAAUUGAAGCCAGUAAUGUCAAAAAUACAUUUUUCAUACUUAGGAUUGGGGGGGGGGAGUGACGACCAUCUUUUCUGUGUACAAAAUACUACAUCAAAACUUAUCCUUGUAGUUUUUGAAGUUAAACUCUUAUAAGAUUAUCAUUUUUGGCCUAUGUAUUUAAUAUAUAUGUUAUUUGCCUUAAGGCACCGUUACUUUUCAUUUAAUUAAUCUUAAACAGAACGGUACAACAGAUUACUUUUGUUUCUUAGCUGUUUCUUCGGUUAAAUUUCGGAAAAGAAAAGCAACAUUUUUUUCCAAGAAGUUUUUGUGAAUUUCCUCUCCAACUACAAGAGUAAGUUAUGUCUGACGUAGAUGGCCAGGAUUUUUAUGGUUUCUCAUGUUGACAUGGAAAUGAGUUGAAUAUAAACCAUGUUUCCCCACCAAACUCUGCUUUUCUGUAUUCGAUACCUUUUACGGCACAGCCAUUUCAUGAUUACAUAUUUGUUUAGUUCAUAAAGUUCAAUGUGCAUCCUAAACAUUCCAUUAUAACAUGUAGGUAAGUAUGCAGUAGUCGACACGUAUCUAUAUCUGUCUGAGAUAUGUUCACCUAUAACAGGUCUGUUAUUUUUUUUUAAGGAAGGAGACCCAUUAUGAAGUUGUCCGUACAAAAAAAAAAAAAAAUGUUUGAAACAGCUGCGCCCCUUCCCCCUACUUCAAGCAUCAAGUUUCAAUACAUUGGUUUUCGGUCAGGGAAGUUCACCUAUAACAGGUCUGUUAUUUUUUUUUAAGGAAGGAGACCCAUUAUGAAGUUGUCAGUACAAAAAAAAAAAAAAAAUGUUUGAAACAGCUGCGCCCCUUCCCCCUACUUCAAGCAUCAAGUUUCAAUACAUUGGUUUUCGGUCAGGGAGACCCAUCUGUGGCAAAGUUUUGUAGAGCUGAUCCAAUCUGCUAUUUUUAGGGCGAUCUCCGUUCAAACAAUGCUAAACUCCUUGUAUAAAAUGACGAAUCGUCUCCGAUGUGAGCAAAGAUUAUAUUAGAAACAUCCCCAAUCUCAGGGAUGGGCUCAAUGCAUUCGCUCCGGUGAGUUCUCAUCAAUAUUCAUAGUUCCUAAUGAGCGCAACACGCUGCUCGCCAAAUCAUUCCGGUUCAGGGGUCAAAUCAAGAGAGACAAGCGUGGGUCAAUAACUUCCGCCUACAUUUCGGAGAAGAGGUUGUUGUAAGAGAUCGCAGUUUGGGGGGGGGGGGGGGGGGGGGGGGGGGGGGGCAGAGUGUAUGUGAGGGAGGUGGUAUGAAUGGAGAUGGGGGCGAAGGCGUGCUGGAAACUGUAUGCUUAUUGCGUUCGCUUUGUCUUGCCUUCGUUUUAUUUUUAAACACUGCGGACGUGACGUGGGGGUUGUGUUUAAAACAACAAAAAAAAAAAACGCAUCUUUGGCCCAAUCGCUUGUAUUUCACAAUAUGCUUUUUCGUUAUUGCUUUACAUUCCCCGGCCAUCCCCCGUCUCGUUGCCACAAUGACUGCUUGGAUUUACGGGAGAUUUACUUUACAUUACGGCGGACUUAGAAAGAUUUCUUUUUUUUCUCUCUGUGGUAACUUGGCUGCUUUUUUUUUUUUAAAUAUAUAUUUAUUGUAGCCGCCUCAGAGUAUAUUUAAAUAUACUCUGAUGCGUCUGCAAUAAAAAAGAAAAGAAAUAAUAAAUAAAAUUUUUAAAAAGCUCUGAUGCGCCUACAAUAACAUAAAUAUCCCCAGCUAAGUUACUCCAUGGUAACUUGGCUGUUUUUGUUUUAAAUUUUAUUGUAGCCGCAUCAGAGUAUAUUUAAAAACAAAUGAAAUAAAGGCAAAGGCUAUAAUAGUAUAAUGUUAUAAGGUAGAAAUAAUUUUAUAUACAUGUACAUUUUGGAAUCAAGUCUGAGCAGCGGUAGACACAGGAAAAAAUGAAGUAACAAUAAAUAAACAAUUAAACUAUGAUUUCAUAAUCUCUUCCCCUACGUAUUUUUCAGUAAAUUCAUUCCAGAACCCAUUGGUCCGAUUGAUGACCCACAUCUAAAAUCUCAAAUCAGACGGAUAAAUUUAAUCUCAAUUAGGUCGCUCAAAAUUCAAGUACUUUGAGGGCUCCUUUUAUGCACUUUACAAGGUUUUGUCACUUUUAGCUUUUGAUUUACCUGUAAAGAUUUCUUAUACUUUUAGCUUUUGAUUUACCUGCACACAUGUCUUCUACUUUUAGCAUUUGAUUUACCUGUAUACAUUUCUUCAACUUUUAGCUUUUGAUUUACCUGCACACAUUUCUUCUACUUUUAGCAUUUGAUUUACUUGCACACAUUUCUUCUACUUUUAGCAUUUGAUUUACCUGCACACAUGUCUUCUACUUUUAGCAUUUGAUUUACCUGCACACAUUUCUUCUACUUUUAGCAUUUGAUUGACCUGCACACAUUUCUUCUACGUCAUGCUAUUGCCACCACAGUAGCACUAAUGAAUAUGUGUUGCAUACCAUAGAGCCCUCGUGGUAGUCCAUGCUACCCCCGGGGGCUGCAGGGGGCCUCCGAUUAUAAAGGGGACCAAAAGUGUGAUGUAAAGAAAAAAGGGGGGGGGGUAAAUAUAAACUUUGCUUUGCAUCAAUUGAAUCGAUGAGGAGGGGCAAAACCGAAAAUGGCAGGUUGGCUCCACCCCCGGGGGCUGCAGGGGGCCUCCGAUAAUAAGGCGGACCAAAAGUGUGAUGUAAAGAAAAAAGGGGGGGGGGGUAAAUAUAAACUUUGCUUUGCAUCAAUUGAAUCGAUGAGGAGGGGCAAAACCGAAAAUGGCAGGUUGGCUCCAAAAGUCACAUGAGGCCCCUGACAUACCUGAAGUGUCUAAAGAAUUUUUUAAGACUGUAUGCUUACAUGGGGGAGGGGGGUGAUCACCGCAUUAUUUAAUUUUUUUUAAAAAUGUGUUGUUAUUUUUAAAACUUUAUUAUUUUUCUUUUGUUUCACCGAUCCAAUUGUUUUAUUAUUCUUUUCUUUCCUCAGUGGUACUGAGAUACCGUACGUGGAGUACACAGAGGUUGAGGUUGAGACUUGGUUAGUUCCUGGUCUUACUACUUUUUGAUAUUUAUUUAUAUUUCAAGACAAAAUCCUUUCUUCAGCUAGCCAGGGACAUCGUUUUGGGUCUCUAAAUAUCAUUUGUGACAACAUUAGGAAACAUAUUUUUUAAUGAGAAAAUAGAUCAACAUGCAUUGCACAUUGAAGAGAAACAUUUAUUAAAUAUAUUUUGUGGCAAUAUCAGGGAAGACAUAAUUUUUUAAAUGAGAAAAUAGAUGAAAUAGAUUUCAAAUUGAAGGGAUACAUUAAUUAAAUAUCGUAUGUGGCAAUAUCAGGGAAGACAUUAUUUUGAUGAAUAUAUGUUCAGUUUAAAAAAAUACAAUGUACAUUCAAAGGAUAUAUUUAUUAAAUAUCAUAUGUGGCAAAAUAAGAGGAGAAAUUAGAUUAAUGAGAAUAUAGUCAGGAUAAACUACAAUGGCAAUCGAAAGGAUAUAUAUUUUAUUAGAUAUUAAAAAUAAUUAUUUUGAAAUGUAGUAGUGGGAAAUAAAAUAAUAAAAUGUUUCAGGGGAAUAGUUUUCCGUGAACUCAUGAAGCUGUACCCCACCCACGCGUGCAGAGAAUACCUGGCCAACAUCCCUCUCCUGGUGGAGCACUGCGGAUACAGGUCAGUAGGUUAACUCGUGGAGCACUGCGGAUAAAGGUCAGUAGGUUAACUCAUGGAGCACUGCGUAUACAGGUCAGUAGGUUAACUCGACGAGCACUGCGGAUACAGGUCAGUAGGUUAACUCGACGAGCACUGCGGAUACAGGUCAGUAGGUUAACUCAUGGAGCACUGCGGAUACAGGUCAGAAGGUUAACUCAUGGAGCACUGCGGAUACAGGUCAGUAGGUUAACUCAUUGAGCACUGUGGAUACAGGUCAGUAGGUUAACUCAUGGAGCACUGUGGAUACAGGUCAGUAGGUUAACUCGUGGAGCACUGCGGAUACAGGUCAGUAGGUUAACUCGUCGAGCACUGCGAAUACAGGUCAGUAGGUUAACUCGUGGAGCACUGUGGAUACAGGUCAGUAGGUUAACUCCAUAUACUCGUGGAGUACUGUGGAUACAGGUCAGUAGGUUUACUCGUGGAGCACUGAGGAUACAGGUCAGUAGGUUAACUCAUGGAGCACUGCGGAUACAGGUCAGUAGGUUAACUCAUGGAGCACUGCGGAUACAGGUCAGUAGGUUAACUCGUCGAGCACUGCGAAUACAGGUCAGUAGAUUAACUCGUGGAGCACUGUGGAUACAGGUCAGUAGGUUACCUCCAUAUACUCGUGGAGUACUGUGGAUACAGGUCAGUAGGUUUACUUGUGGAGCACUGUGGAUACAGGUCAGUAGGUUAACUCGUGGAGCACUGCGGAUACCGGUCAGUAGGUUAACUCGUGGAGUACUGUGGAUACAGGUCAGUAGGUUAACUCAUGGAGCACUGUGGAUACAGGUUAGUAGGUUUACUCGUGGAGCUCUGCGGAUACAGGUCAGUAGGUUGUAAAAUAAAUUAUUACAUUUUUUGGCAUUGACGAUAGCGUAACGACACAUAUCACUUCAGUUGUUCAGCUUAUGUAAGCUGAAAGAGAACCAAUGUGACUGGUGUUGUGAUGGGUUAUGCAAUCACAUUAUAUAAGUCUUUCCAACUUUUCUAUACUCUGCUCCCGCUACGAAUUAUUUGUCUACAAACCCUACAAAAGCAACAUUGCAUUUAAUUUAUUGAAUUUGCAUAUUUAUUAAAUAGCAAAAAGAGCUGCAGAACUUAGAACAAAAUCAACCCAUGGCUUAUUUGAUAAAGGAUAAUGUUAUUAAUGAUUAAAAAGUCUAAAGAAAUGUUUAUAUAUUUCUUAACUUAUCAUUGUUAACAUUUUCCUUUAUGUGAUAAGUCAAAUGUAUAUUUUCUAUCUUUAUUUAAAAGCUUAUCUUUUCUAGAAACACUUUUGCUCUCAUCACCUGGCAUGCUUUCUUGCACCCAUGGGGUACGGGGACCCCAGAUAGGGAAAGCCUAUUCUAGAUGAUGAAAAUAGAGAUCUAGAAUCCACUUUGCUUUGACACUAAGGAAUGCCACAAGAAUUUAGGCUGUCAAUCAUAUUCCGCGAUCAGAGUGUCGACCAUUUGCCCACAACAUGACAUCUCUUGAUCGGUCAAUACUUAAGAAAGAUUGUAAAAUUAUGCCCUAAGAAAUCAGAAAAUUAAAUAGAUGGAUUAUUUUAAUUUUCGAUCAAUUUUCUAUCUCCUCCCCAGAGAAGACAAUGUGCCGCAACUGGAAGAUAUCUCUAGGUUUCUUAAAGGUAAGGUAAAGCGCUAUCAUUCAAUCUUCAUUGUCAACACGGUUUAAAAAAAAAUAAACAAAAAACCCCAACUAUUCUUGCCUAAUCCAUUUUAAAUAUAAUGCAAUUUAGUUCUCUAUAAUGUUUUGAAACACAUGUAAAAUUUCCUGUCCCCCCCCCCCACCCUUUCCGCUCUUUACCCUCCACAAAUGGUGUUCAAGGUCGACCCGGAUACACAUUUUAACAUAUUUUCAAUCUUGUGACGAAAGUUUGCCUUAACUACUCUUAUUUUUCUUAACCCCGGUUUAUUUAAAAGAAAGAACUGGCUUUACACUACGCCCUGUGGCCGGCUACUUGUCAUCCAGAGACUUCCUUGCCGGAUUGGCUUUUAGAGUUUUUCACUGCACACAGUACAUACGUCACAGGUCCGAUCCAUUCUACACACCCGAACCGUAAGUUGGCAAAAUUCGCAACAACAGCAAACAAAUAAUAAUAAUUUAGCGGCUUUAUUUCUAUUUAAUCUUGACAGGACAUCUGAUUGUAAUUUACCGCUACUUUAUGAAUGAAUACUGUUGCCAUAUUUCCAGGGACUGUUGUCAUGAGCUGAUGGGUCACAUGCCUCUUUUAGCUGACGCUUCUUUCGCACAGUUUAGCCAGGAAAUAGGACUUGCUUCCCUUGGGGCUUCUGACAACGACAUCGCCAAGUUGUCCACGGUCUGUCUUUGAUUUAGUUUGUUAUCUAAACUAUAUACUAGUAUAAUAUAUUUGUUAGGAUAUUUUUAUUUUUUAGAUCGUGUACAUUUAAUUCAUAGGCUAAUGUCUGUUGAACAAAGUAAUAAAUAUUUAGAAAUUCAUUUGAAAAAUGUGAAAAAAUUGUUGACGUCAACAACAAUGCUAAUCUCUUCUCCAAAGUGCUACUUCUUCUCAGUGGAGUUUGGACUUUGCAAACAAGAUAGCGAAUUGAGAGCAUUCGGAGCUGGUCUUCUGUCUUCCAUCAGUGAGCUAGGGGUAAAUAUGAACAUACUCUUAUGACAUAAUGACGUAGUGAACUUUCUGUAAAAUAUAAACAUACUCUUAUGAUCCAGUGUUAUAUAAUGAUGGAUGGAGAAUUCGUAGAAAAAAAGAGACACAACAAUUAUUUGAAGACCGAACCAUCGUCACAAGAUAUUAAAAACUCAGGUGGCACUGGACAGGACACCGUGAGAAAAUACCGGAUUGUAAAGUACCAAAGGCGAUAUACAGGCAGAAACACAGGGGCAGACGGCUGGCCGGUCAACCAAGACUGAAAUGGAUUGAUGCUGUAUAGAAGGACUUGCACAAGCAUAGAGGGGGAAGCGAUGGGUCAAUCCGAAUGGAAGUAUGGGGUACAGCUGGUCAGGGCUCAACGUGUGCUGUAGCAUCACUGAUGCUAAUGACUGCUACAUUAGCUGGGGGUCCGCACAUGGAGACAGAAAGCCAUUGAUCGUUCUGAAUGAAAGCAUGUGGUGUAGCUGGCCAGGGCCCUACAUGGGCUGUCGCGUCUAAUGAUGAUGAUAAUUAUUGACAAAACACAAUGGUGAGCUUAGACUAAAAAUGAACAUACACUUAAAAAAAAAAACGCAUUUAACAAAUGUUCAUUGACUGAACAAAAAGUAAAAAAAUAUACUAUGCACAAGUGGAAGCUGGAAACAUUGUGUGGCUGUACAAGCGCAUGCGUGUUUGAUAUCUCUUGAUAUUAAUGGUCUUAUUGUUCAUUAUAUGUGAGCAAAACUAAAAAAAACUUGUUGGUAUUAGAUAACAGCCAAUGAUCCAUCUAGAUUUCGAAAGAAAGGCCACCUUUUCUUGACACAGAAAUGGGUAGAAAUCUGAAAAAAUAUAUAUUUAGAUAUAAAAUGGUGCAGAAACUCCAUAACUUCUAUUUGCGUGUAUGUGUGAGUGUGUUAAUUGUCUUAAAACCAACCUUUUCAUUAAAAAAAAAAAAGUAGAAAAUGCCCUAAUUUUUUUACCAGGUUUCAAAAUCGGUUGGGCGCGUCAGAAUUGAUAUAAUGAGAUACUCUUUCUUGAUAUAACUUGAUACAUGUCUACUGGUCUUUGAGUAACACUGAGUAAUUCAUCAUUGCCAUUUAUUGCCUUUACACUAUUAAACUAAUCGGCUGGGUUUGGAGUAGUGCGAAUAUCACACACGUUUAAACCUAAGAGUUGAGAAACAAAUGCGUUUAUUUGGCAGACACGUUGGAAAGUCUUCACUAACAUCUUCAAAGUGUUGUUAACAUUUGUGACGUCAUUCACAAAUAGGCCGCAAGAAAGGCUUGACAAGUGACGUCCUUGAGACCACUGGUCCAGAAUAUACUGAGAUAUUAGAAUGCUAAUUGAAUACAUAAACAAUAUAUACAGAUAUAAUAGAACAGUAGUGAAAUGCAUUAAAAUAAAACGAUAUAUUAGCAAACUAAUGGAAUAAAAAAAAUGGAAAACUAUUGGAAUUCAUAUACCUAUAUAUAUAUAUAUAUAUAUAUAUAUAUUAGAGCAUUACUGGAAUAUAAUUAUAAAAACACUUGUACAACUAUUUGGGACAACAUCCAAGCUAAUCCCAAAAUCAAACAGCUUUGAACUAUACUACUUGUUUUGUUCAUUUUCGAGUUCAGAUAAGUUGAUUAUUUACGUUGAUUAUAUCAUCAAAGUUGAAACUUAUCACGAUAAUUAAUGCUGAGAACUGUCGACCAGUAGAAGUGAUCCCCCGACAAAUGUGGCCCGGAAAUGACUUUGUGACCAGGAAAUAGUUCUUAACGCUGAAACGAACUCUUUGUGUAGCUAUUGGAUGCCUUAGAAGUGUCAACAAAGACAGGGAGUCUUUUUCAAUUCGUGGUCCUAAAUAAUCAAUGAAACAUCUUAAACAGUCGUAUAUAGGUUUAACAUGCUGUACAAAUUCAUAAAGUUGAAAAACCUUCUUUUAACGUAUUCUAAUUCUUAUGCCAAUAAUCUUCUGUGGUCAGUUUUUCUCACCAUUCUGAGUUAAAUAUUUUUUCAACCUUAAUAAAUAAUAAUAAUAAUAAUAAUAAAGUUUAUUUAAAAAACACGCUUAAUCCCCAAAGGCUCGAAGCGCGGUACAAAGUCAAAAUUUUUAAAAUAAUUUACCACAUUUAAAACAAACGCAACUCUACAAAAACAAAUUACAAGCAUACCAAGUCAAAGUCUAAUUGAGAUCAUUUCAGACUUCUAAAUGAAAAUGUGUGCAUAUAUCUGUUUUUAGUUGUUGCCAUUCUGUCUAUUGCUUAAGAAAUUCCACAAUGUCAGUUAACCAUUACUCUUCUUUUUUUCAUGUGGCCAGCAUGCUCUGAGCGACAAGGCCGUCAAGAAGGUGUUUGAACCUCUGCACAUGUGCACGCAGGAGUGUCUUAUAACAACAUUUCAGGACGUCUAUUUCUAUACCGACAGCUUCGAGGAGGCUAAAGAAAAAAUGAGGUGAGAUGUCAGAGGUCACUGGAACCCAAGAGAUGUUUAUCAGAUAAUAUGAACGCUCUCCAUUACACUGAUUUUUUAAAGAGUUUUUUUUUUUCUACAUCUUUGCGAAAUGAAUGAUGAAGUGAUCAUUACACGUGUAUGGCCAACAUCUAUACUGUUUAAACAGAUGAAGUCAAACAUAUUCCCAUAUGGCUAUUUUAUAUCAUGACAUAAAAUAACUAACGUAGCGCCUAAAUGUUCAAAGUAGUCGGACCUAUUUUAAAAAUUCUUUAUAUUAACUUCGCUUUUGUUUGUGGCUGGCUGGCAAAAAAAAAAUCGGACGGCUAAUUGACACACUUCCCGUCCACCUAUCGAGCUGAAACGUGGCACACAGACUAAUUACCGAUGAAAACACAUUUUUUGUUCACAUUUGCAGCCCCACUCAUAAUGCCGCACAUUUAAACAAGAAAAAAGAAAACAUAGACUAAUUACCGAUGAAAACACAUUUUUUGUUCACAUUUGCAGCCCCACUCAUAAUGCCACCCAUUUAAACAAGAAAAAAGCAACACGCGUAGUUUUAGUCUACACAGUAAUCCUUACAGAAGCCAUAAUCUUAUUUUCCAGGCAGUUUGCCGGGACUAUAAAACGUCCAUUCGCUGUCCGAUACAAUCCCUACACGGAGUCAGUGGACGUCCUGGACAGCACCAGGUGCAUCGCCUCAGUGGUCAGUGAGCUGAAAGGUGACCUCUGCAUCGUCAGCGACGCUCUGAAGCGCCUGCAACUGAUGGAAAAUUUUCGCUUCUCAGAUUAAAGAAAAAACGAUAUCUUAGUCUUAUUGGUAUUCUGAUCUAGGUUAAGUUUAAAUUUCCAUUCAGUGGCAAAGUUGAUCCUUGUUCGAGGUUGAGACUUUUGUUCAAGGUUGACUUUUGUUCAUAGUAUAUACUUGUGCAAAGGUUUAUGGUACACUGCAAAUGUUUCGAAGGGAUGGCCUCUGAAGUAGUCCAAUUUUUCGUAUUUUGUAUUGCUUAAUCUCUUCCUUUGUUACGAAUCUGCUGAGCACUUAUGUUCACCAACAUGGCUUUCACAUCAAUAGGCAAGGGUAUGUUGAAGAAGGCGUUUGCAACUGAGUGGUAAUAAACUUAAGACCUUUGAGGGGUUUGGAUUUUCUGGCAAAGCCUCCAAUCUCUCCUGAUGCCAGUUUAACAUUAUUGUAUCCCCAUUGUGUACUUGUAAACAAGAAUAAAGUCAUAACGACUCGUGUACAAAAUGUUCUACAUAUAAACAAAGAGUAGUAUUUCUCAAUGACGCCUUUGCAUAUAUGAUAAACGUAUCACAAUUCUGAUGGCAUCGGAGACAUGACGAAACGCAUAAAAACCCCUGAUAACAUUGCACACAUGACAAAACGUAUGAUAACCCCUGAUAGUUUUGCACACAUGCCAAACGUAUGAAAAACAUUACAGCAUUGCACACAUGACAAUACUUAUGAAAACCCCAAAUAAUAUAGAAUAAAAGAUCGACAUGUAACAUAUUAUCAUGUAGAUUUUUUCCCCAACUUUCUUGAGCUGAACAAAUUUAUCAAAAGUACAAUUAUUUUAAAUCCUAUAUCUUGGAUGGGGAGGAAGAAAUGAUUGAAAUAAUAUUGAAGAAAUAAUAUUAUUUUAAAAAGAUUUUCUAUUGGCAUCACUAAAAGUUUGCAUGCCCCCCCUCCCCUCCCCCCUCCCCCGACUGUCUCGUAUGCGCGUUCAGUAGGCAUUCUAAGGUUUGUUCUACUUAUAGCACUUAUAGUAAGGAUCACACAAACAUUUUUAAAAUCUCCUUGCAAAGCAUUCCAUUUUAAACCCUUCUUAUUUCUUCACUUAUACUUUGUGUUUUUUUGUGUAAGCCUUCCAAAAAAAUUCACUGCGUCCAGACACAUCAAAGACAUUUAUUUAGUCAGUGGAAAUGAAAAUAAAUAAGAUGCUUUUAGCAUAGGCUUUCGCGGAUAAGGUGAUCCCCCCCCCCUUCCCCCACAAUCGCAACCGCCCAGAUAAGGUGUGUCAUUCCCCUGCCACCACCCACAGAUAAUGUGAGUUAUUUCCUGCACCCACGAUUUUUCAAGGCCACACACACAUAGAUGUGAAGCAUAUUUUCAUUCCAUCACCUCACCCAUCAUACUCAACUGAGGCAGUCUCCUACACCAUUAUGGAACACGGAACACUUUGCAUUCCAUCCUUGCACCCUGACUACACAGCGCCACCUAUCGCAACUCUCCGCCAUUUCUUAAAACUAAAACCAAAACCAACCAAUGAACAUAAUGAUUUUUGUUAUUUCGCCACACACGGGAACCUUACUCUCAAUCAGAACCUUGGAUAUAUUAUUAUUACAUUUCUUAGUUGAGUGUUGUAAUUGUCCCAAGGGAAAUAGUCAAACGCACUGGUACAUUUAAUGAAGAGCUACCAAUAAAAUAUGGCAUUAUUUGCAACAUACUGUGUGCGGUGUUUUUGGAGUUUAUGAACAAGUUUUUAUUUUUUGAAAUUGUCAUAUAUUUUUUUUCAUUGGCAUCCGUCCGUCACAAUGGGACGAUGGUGUAGACUUCGCAGGUCGAAAUCACAAGGCCUGAGAUAUUUUUUUAUUUAUUUAGGAAUAUAAGCUGGUUCUCUAGACCGAAAAUCGCCUCUCUCCACGCACCUGGACAACCCAAGGGAACAUCAUGUACGGAUGAUACAGAUUGACACUAGUUGCGUCGCUGAAGUUGUCGGAAAUUUUCAUUGUAUGUAUUAAUGUAUCCGCCUACUGGACUCCCUCUCCGGGUUUUGAGUCAAUGCAGACAACAUAGUGCUACUGGGCAGAAACAGUAAUUACAUAAUUAUAGCAUUCGGGGAAAUUGAAAAUGACUCAUUCAAAGCUGGUCUUGAUGUAAAUGAACCGAAGAGUUUCCCUCUCUUAGUUUAAUUGCCGUCAGUGGUUAACGGGUCCCAUUCACUCGGGGUGCUGGUGAUGUCCUUGCUUGACUUAAAGCGGGGUCUCAAACUCGAAUUAUCAGGGGGCCUAAGGAGAUAAAGUCUGAGUGAGCUUGGGCCGCAUCAAGCAUUCCUCAAAAAAAAAAUGAUUACAAAUUCAAUAAAGUACAACUUUUUCAAUAUACUCUGCCUUUAUUAAUAACUUAUUAUAACUACAAGGGUUCUCAAUAACUUGGCUUUACGCACUCCUUCCUACUCCUUGCUG